Messenger RNA from Sugiyamaella lignohabitans, 2217 nucleotides. It is a transcript of the gene MET30, whose product is annotated as Met30p. The record is from RefSeq and is a predicted model, not a curated record. Gene Ontology annotation, molecular function: protein binding. NCBI's taxonomy places the organism in Eukaryota, Fungi, Ascomycota, Dipodascomycetes, Dipodascales, Trichomonascaceae. The coding region runs from base 1 to 2217 and encodes 738 amino acids. The transcript has a single exon.
AUGCCUCGAACAAACGGAGUAGAACGAUCGCAUGGCACUUUUGGACAUGGAUCCGGGAAUGGAGGUGGUUUGGGACGUGGGAAUCUCAGUCCUGAAGAACAGUCGCCUCGGGCAUCUCAGGAGUCGGUGGGAAUAAUAUCUUGGCAGAAUGGAACUAUUCCGAAGAUUCGAAUCCGAAUCCCUAGUAAUACCCGCCAGAAGCUUGCUAGAGUCAUUAAUAAGACGCUUCCGGCAUUUAUUAUCAAUGGACUUAAUGAGGUUAAUAUCAGUGGUUUACCUAAUGAUCAUUCUUCUGGCCUUUCAAGUGGGUUUUCUAAUGUAUUUGAUAAUGGGCAGGGUCAUGGACAUGGUCGUGGUAACCACAACAACAAUCUGGAAUCCGACAGAACUUUCAGCACUCAGUCUGCUUCGCAUCUUCAUACCGGUGGGUUUGCUAACACAUCUUCCCGGUCUGUUAAUUCGGAUCAUGUGAUAUUAGAAGGUCUGGCUGUGCCGAGCUCGUCUCAUCAUUCACUUCAUCAUGCGAGGUCCACGCUGUCGUUUGAAUCGGUUCCGUCGAUGAUGUCUAGGGCGUCGCAGCGGUCACAACGAUCACAACCGGUGUAUGAUAUCCAAGGGUCUGCUGUCAAUGUUAAUCCCAGUGGUAAUGCCAAUGUCAGUGGUAAUGUUAAUAGUUCUAUUCAUGGUUUUGGUGUUGGAACCAGUGGUAAUAAUACUGGUUCUGGUAGUGGAAGUGGUAACGGUUCGAUGGGUGCUCCUAUAACUAGAUACUAUUCAUGGACCUCGACUCAUUCCGGAAUUCCUUCUCCGAUACAUAACAUUACGAUAAGAAGCGUUUCUGCUUCGUGUGGAGGUGUACCAAAGCUACAAUCUGAUAGGGAUAGUACUAAGAGCACUACUUUUGGAGAAACCGAGUCGGGAAUCGCGUUUCUAUAUGAAGGACAGCAAUCUAUAGCGUCGUCUCAAGAUGAUGACCGCUAUGAUCCUGUAAAACAUUUGCCGGCGGAAAUCGUGGCUCAAGUGUUUCGUAACUUGGAUGUAGAAUCAAUCAACACUUGCCGGCUUCUUUCACGAACUUGGAAACAUGCUGUUGAAUCGGACAGUGUGUGGAGACAGAAAUUCUAUGCCAAUGGUUGGGAAGCUACCAGUGAUGUCCUUGAACCUGGGUUAUAUUGGGAGCAACUAUUCCGGACUCGCUAUAUAUUAGAACAACGAUGGCUCAAAGGAGCAGUGUCACCAAAGGUACUUGCUGGUCAUGCUGAUGGAGUGUACUGCGUACAUAUGGACAAUGAAAAGAUAGUCACCGGAUCCCGAGACAGGAUGAUUAAGAUAUGGGAUCUUGAAACGGGUAAACUGUUGCAGACUCUCGGAGGUGAGGGUCAAAACAACAUUGUAAGACGGACAAGAAGAAGCUUACCUUUGAAUGAAGCACAAGAUAGAGGAGCUGGUGAUCAUCCUGCUACAAUACAGCAUACCGGGUCUAUUUUGUGUCUUGCUUUAGAUGACAGUAUUAUGGUGUCAGGAUCGAGUGACUCGUCUUGUAUCAUUUGGCAGUUGCCAAAAUUUAAACCUCUGAAACAGGUAUACCGUCAUUCAGACGGCGUGCUCGACGUGUGUCUAAGCAAGGACUAUAUUGUUUCAUGCUCGAAAGAUGCUACCAUCUCUAUCUGGGAUAGAAACGAUCCAAAUUACACAUUGAAAUAUAGGUUACACGGCCACCGAGGACCGGUCAAUGCAAUUGAUUUACGUGGUGAUUAUUUAUUCAGUGCAAGUGGAGACGGAUUUAUCAAGAUGUGGAGCGUGUCAACAGGCACAUGGAUUCGUGAUUUUCAAGCCCAUUCGAAAGGACUUGCAUGUGUUCAAGCGUCAGAUGAUUGCAAAACCAUUGUUAGUGGCGGCACUGACAAUGUUAUUAGACUGUGGGAUGUGGAAACAAGCCAGUGUGUGCGCACCCUGACUGGACAUAAAGGGCUCGUGCGGUCCCUAUAUAUCUUGGGUGACAAAAUCAUAUCAGGAUCAUAUGAUCAGUCUAUUCAUAUCUGGGAUAUUAACACUGGCAAGCUACUCACAAAUCUGAGUGGUUGGCAUGGCAGCUGGAUAUUUAGUGCCAAAGCUGAUUGUAAACGCAUUGUAUCCACAUCAUUCGGCACCAAACCGGUCAUUUUAGAUUUUUCAUACGGGCUCGAUAAACGGUAUCUAAAGUGCAUUCAAAAAUAG